UAAUUUCUUUUCUUUUCUUUUCUUUUCUUGUCUUCUGGUGCAUAAAUUUAAUCCUUUUUGACUAAACGAUUCUGUAAAAUUUAAUGAAAUAAUAUUCUUUAUGUUGUCGAAUAAAUAUUAAACUCGGUGAUUAACAAGUUAUCAUUAAAUAAAACUGGCAUGCACAAUAUCGGUUAAUUCUUUUUUAUCGAUAAGAGAUUAGGACGGUGCAUUGACAAGCACCUGAGCUUUGAUUCGUACAUAUCAUAUAGUUAUCCAAGUCAAAUAUGAAUUGCGUCAUUGCUUUAUUAGUACCCCAAAAGUAGACAUUCUAAAUAAAGGUUCAAACCCCUUUGCAGAGACGUACACAAAGUUUAAUGAAUAAUUUAUAGGCUACUCUGUAUUUUAUAUAUAUAUAUAUAUAUAUAGUGUGUGUGUGUGUUACUUAUUAUUAUUGACGCAUUUAUAAAAAGGGUAAUUAGAUUAUAUCGCCGUUUUUAGCUAAAAUUGAAGGUAAACGUCAAAACGAAAAAGUCAGCUCUAUAUAGAUAUAUAUAUAUAUAUAAUUCCGCAAGCAUCGUCUUAACGAAGCAAGAAAAGCCAAAAGGAAGGACUAUCCAGGGCUAUUCGACAAAAAGCUAUUUAUUUAUAUCCCAAUUCAAUGGCUAACGCAAUUUCGAUCAAGUCGGAGCUGGAAAACCGGCACACCGAUACAAUGAUUCUGGAGGUAACCAAGCAUUUGGGAACGGUGCCUUAUGUUAGCAUCAAAAUCCCGCCCGGUGAAGUGAAAGAUUUAUGCUAUGGCGAUCUUCAUAUCGAAGACAAUCCAGAUCGUCCCCCUCUCGUGUCUGUUUUUGUAGAAGGCGCUGCUGAAGUAGAGAAGAAAUACAUCUUCUCUUCUUUUAUAAGGGACCAUGCCAAGCUGGUUCUCAACUUUGAAAAUGGGAAGGUUACUGUUCUUCCUGUGAAGGGGAAUGUUCUGGCAAGAAUUGGGUGCAUUGUGAAGCUGAGGCGGACCAUUUCAGAAAUUGGGGAACAGAUGGGGAAGAAACUCAACAAGUCCUCACAGGUAAGUUGCGGUCACGUGCCAGCUGUUCAGCCAUGAUUUGGAAUAUAUGUGCCUGCGCCUACAUAAAUUUUGUCUAUGUAAUAAAUAAUGGAAUAUAGUUUUGGGAGUAUGCUUGUGGUAAACAUUCAGCUGAAGCUUCAUUGACUCGUACAGUUUUCAGUGUUUCA
Ricinus communis (castor bean) is the source of this 1215-nucleotide messenger RNA. RefSeq lists its product as uncharacterized. The coding region runs from base 641 to 1084 and encodes 147 amino acids. Lineage: Eukaryota; Viridiplantae; Streptophyta; Magnoliopsida; Malpighiales; Euphorbiaceae. The record is from RefSeq and is a predicted model, not a curated record. The transcript is spliced from 4 exons.